GUUGCGACCGGCUCCUCUGCACCUGACCCGCCCAAAAUAACGAAACACCAACAUCAGACUGGGUCGCCGACGUCCGCCAGCACAGCACCACUAUUGCGAUCAGGCGACAAAACGGCGCACGUCAUCUGACAACGCUUCUCUGGCCCUUGCGACAUCAAUCUGAAGCUCUCCGAAUUGUGUGUUCCUUGCUGCGACCAACCAACCAAACCCUUCCGCUGCUUCUCCGAUUCACGAAGCACAAAGCCGGUUCUUCAACCCGACAAGUCAAAGCUGCUCAAAAAGCCAACCCCGGCGCCGGGCCCGUUGGCGUCACCCAACCAGCGGCCAUGGGCAUCUGCAGCUCGUCGUGCUGUGGAGGCAAAUCCCGCGAUGCGCUGUACGAGAAUGUCCUCGCCGAGAAUGAGCGCGAGGCUGUUGCCGACCUUCUCCAAUACCUCGAAAACCGUGCCGAAACAGAUUUCUUCUCAGGCGAACCUCUCCGUGCUCUGAGCACCCUCGUUUAUUCCGAUAACAUCGACCUUCAACGGAGCGCAAGCUUAACAUUUGCUGAGAUUACGGAGCGAGAUGUCCGGGCUGUUGACAGGGACACGCUCAGCCCCAUUCUGUUUCUCCUGGAGAACUCCGACAUUGAAGUGCAACGGGCAGCCAGUGCUGCGCUGGGCAACCUCGCCGUUAACACCGAGAACAAGGUUCUGAUCGUUCAGCUGGGCGGGCUGCAGCCGCUGAUCAAGCAAAUGAUGUCGCCAAACGUCGAGGUCCAGUGUAAUGCUGUCGGCUGUAUCACCAACCUGGCAACACAUGAAGACAACAAGGCGAAGAUCGCAAGGUCGGGCGCCCUGGGCCCCCUGACGCGGCUUGCCAAGUCGAAGGAUAUGAGAGUCCAGAGGAACGCUACCGGCGCUCUUUUAAACAUGACACAUUCUGACGAGAACCGGCAGCAGCUGGUCAAUGCCGGUGCCAUCCCUGUGCUGGUGCAGCUCCUCUCAUCCCCCGACGUGGAUGUGCAGUAUUACUGCACCACCGCCUUGAGCAACAUCGCCGUCGACGCUAACAACAGGCGGAGACUGGCCGAGACUGAACCUCGACUCGUUCAGUACUUGGUGAACCUGACGGAGUCCCCCUCGCCCAAGGUCCAGUGCCAGGCCGCCUUGGCGCUGCGGAAUCUUGCAUCGGACGAGAAGUACCAACUCGAGAUCGUCCAGGCCCACGGACUCGGAUCUCUCCUCCGCCUUCUCAAGUCUUCAUACCUCCCACUCAUCCUCUCCGCGGUCGCAUGCAUCCGUAAUAUCUCGAUCCACCCUCAAAACGAAUCGCCCAUCAUCGAGGCCGGCUUCCUGAAGCCCCUGGUCGAUCUGCUGGGGUCGACGGACAACGAAGAAAUCCAGUGCCAUGCCAUCUCGACGCUCCGCAACCUGGCAGCAAGCUCGGAUCGGAACAAGUCCCUUGUCCUCGAGGCUGGCGCUGUCCAGAAGUGUAAACAGCUCGUGCUGGAGGUUCCUGUCACGGUUCAGUCCGAGAUGACAGCUGCGAUUGCUGUUCUUGCCCUGAGCGACGAGCUCAAGACGCAUCUUCUGGAGCUUGGCGUCUUUGAAGUGUUGAUUCCCCUUACCAAAUCCCCCAGCGUCGAGGUUCAAGGAAACAGUGCCGCUGCGCUGGGCAAUCUCUCCUCAAAAGUGGGCGACUACAGCAUCUUCGUCCAGAACUGGAUGGAGCCGAGCGACGGUAUUCACGGCUACCUCAGCAGGUUUCUUGCCAGCGGCGACGCCACUUUCCAGCACAUCGCGAUUUGGACCCUGCUCCAACUGCUCGAGUCGGAGGACAAGAAGCUCAUUGGUCUCAUUGGGAAAUCGGAUGACAUUGUCGACAUGAUCAAGCUGAUCGCCAACCGCCAGAUGGAGUCGGACAAUGAGGCCGAGGACGAUGACGAGGGUGAAGUAGUCAACCUGGCGCAGCGGUGUCUCGAGCUGCUCGGGCAGGGCGCGUCCAAGAGCCACAUCGAGGGCUAGUUUCCUGAUAUAUCUGUGGCUGGGCGCGCGGCCAUCUGAGGUGUCGAGUCUUAUUUACACGGUCUAAUGUCUUCCCUGGCUUGUUUUUGUCAUUACGCAUAGGGGCGGCGCGGAGUUGGCGGCGUCAGUAUUAUCCAGAUACAAGGUUUCGGACGUUGGGGGUUUUUGGAAGGCAUGUAUAUGGUAGGCGAGCAUUGGGAAGGAUUGCUUGGAGGGCGAGGCUGUGGGACAUGGUUGCCUAGAAGCUGUUGUUCUCUUCUCCCCGGCUUUUGUAUUUCUUUCGUAGUAUGGAGCAGAAGAGUGGUGUGUUGCGGAUGCCGCCCGACUAUCCGGCUCUAUCAUCAUACCCUCGCGGGCUUUCGCGAUUCUGCUAUUACCCGCUACCAGCGCGCCAGACCUGGAUCAAUGCGGUUGGUUUGACCUAUCAUCGUUGUAAUCAGAACAUGCAAUUUGAUACAUA
Parathielavia appendiculata is the source of this 2466-nucleotide messenger RNA. Its product is annotated as ARM repeat-containing protein. Gene Ontology annotation, cellular component: fungal-type vacuole membrane. The record is from RefSeq and is a predicted model, not a curated record. Bases 327 to 2006 code for a protein of 559 amino acids. The transcript has 7 exons. Lineage: Eukaryota; Fungi; Ascomycota; Sordariomycetes; Sordariales; Chaetomiaceae. Gene Ontology annotation, molecular function: protein binding; protein-membrane adaptor activity. Gene Ontology annotation, biological process: nucleus-vacuole junction assembly; vacuole inheritance.